AUGGCGGUUAUUGAAAUUUUGGCGUUGGGUUUCUUGUGGAUGAAUAGAUUUGAAUUUGCUCAUGGCUGGACAAGCGCUCAUGCAACGUUUUAUGGGGGUGGUGAUGGAUCCGGCACUAUGGGUGGUGCAUGUGGGUAUGGAAAUCUAUACAACCAAGGAUAUGGACUCAACACGGCAGCUCUAAGCACUGCUUUGUUCAAUAAUGGGCUCACCUGCGGAGCUUGCUUUGAAAUAAAAUGCACCGAUGAUCCACAGUGGUGCCAUUCCAAGUCAAUUGUGGUCACUGCUACAAAUUUCUGCCCGCCUAACUAUGCACUUCCUAACAAUGCAGGGGGGUGGUGUAAUCCCCCUCUUCAGCAUUUUGAUCUUUCAGAGGCAAUGUUUGACCGCAUUGCAAUUCACAAGGCAGGCAUUGUUCCUGUUCUCUACCGAAGAGUGGUAUGCGAGAAAAGCGGUGGAAUUCGAUUCACCAUCAACGGCGUCUCCUAUUUUAAUUUGGUGCUCAUCACCAACGUGGGCGGAGCAGGGGACGUGAGUGCAGUUUCUAUAAAGGGCUCUAAAACGGGGUGGCAGGCCAUGAAAAGAAACUGGGGCCAAAAUUGGCAAAGCAAUAGCUAUUUGAAUGGGCAAAGCCUGUCGUUUCGAGUGAGCACCAGUGACGGGAGAACAGUUACCUCCUAUAAUGUGGCUCCCUCCACCUGGCAAUUUGGCCAGAGUUUUACCGGCGCUCAGAUAUGA
Messenger RNA from Cryptomeria japonica (Japanese cedar), 738 nucleotides. RefSeq names its product expansin-A1-like. The transcript is spliced from 3 exons. Gene Ontology annotation, cellular component: extracellular region. The record is from RefSeq and is a predicted model, not a curated record. Gene Ontology annotation, biological process: plant-type cell wall organization. Lineage: Eukaryota; Viridiplantae; Streptophyta; Pinopsida; Cupressales; Cupressaceae. Bases 1 to 738 code for a protein of 245 amino acids.